AUGAUGGGUCUAUUCCACAACAUCUCGUACUUCAACGAGGACAUCUCAACCUGGGACACCGGCGCCGUCACCGACAUGGAGUCCAUGUUUUACGACGCUGUGUCCUUCAAUCAAGAUUUGCCGUGGGACACGUCGAGCGUCGAGACCUUCAAGCAGAUGUUUGCACAGGCGGUGGCCUUCAACGGCGACAUCUCCACGUGGGACGACAUCAGCACGUGGGACAUGUCCAACGUGCGCACCACGUCCGCCAUGUUCUCGGGCGCCUUCGCCUUCAACCAGGACAUCAGCACGUGGGACGUACACAACGUCAGGGACAUGACCUCGAUGUUCUUUGCCUCGCCCUUCAACCAGGACAUCACCGGCUGGAACGUCUCCAACGUCGAGUUCAUGAAUGCCAUGUUCGCGUCUUCCAACUUCAACCGCACUGCGUACCCGCUCGAGACGACGGGCGAGUGGGCCGAGCGGCUCAACACGACGGCCGUCGUAAACGCCACUUGCCCGCCGCAGCCGCCCGAUGACUUUUGGGUCAUCAGCGGCCUCGGAGCCAACCAGCAGCUGUACUGCGGACACUCGUGCUGUCCAUUGACCGGUGCUCUGAGACCACCGUAG
Molecule: messenger RNA, 609 nt
Organism: Emiliania huxleyi CCMP1516
Lineage: Eukaryota; Haptophyta; Isochrysidales; Noelaerhabdaceae
Exons: 4
Coding region: 1-609 (202 amino acids)
Source: RefSeq, a predicted model, not a curated record